AUGGCGCUGGGCUCGCUGUGGGCGCGGAUCCGGAGAGCAGCAGCCCAAGGCAGCGCGGCAUCUGUGUUCAUGUCGUCCAGGUCCGAAUUCGGGUCCGGAUUUCUGCGGCAGUUCAACUGGCGGCUGUUCGGCCUUGCGACCUGGCUGCCGGUGGCCGUCUGGUUCAACAGUGCCGUCGUGGAGGUGACACGAAUCGAGGGCCCGUCGAUGCACCCGUUUCUCAACAGCCACUUUGGCGAGUCGCUGGAGCGCGACUGGGUUCUGAACUGUAAGCUGUAUGCCCAAGAGGGACUGCAGCGCGGCAUGAUUGUCUUUUUGAGGAGCCCGGUGCACCCCGAGGUGGUGUCGGUGAAGCGUGUCAUCGGCCUCGAAGGAGACGUCGUGCAGACGCGCCGGCCAUAUCCGACAGCAUACGUGCGCGUGCCGGCUGGCCAUGUCUGGGUGGAAGGCGACGCGGGCGAGGGCCGCAGCCUCGACAGCAAUACAUACGGCCCCGUCUCCAUCGGCCUGGUGACCGGCCGGCUCUCUCACAUCCUACUGCCACUGAACAAGGCUGGCCUGGUGCGCUGGUGGGAACACCCACUGGAGGACCGAAUAACGGCUACGUCUUGA
Grosmannia clavigera kw1407 is the source of this 612-nucleotide messenger RNA. RefSeq names its product mitochondrial inner membrane protease subunit. Gene Ontology annotation, biological process: mitochondrial respiratory chain complex assembly. The transcript is spliced from 2 exons. NCBI's taxonomy places the organism in Eukaryota, Fungi, Ascomycota, Sordariomycetes, Ophiostomatales, Ophiostomataceae. Gene Ontology annotation, molecular function: serine-type endopeptidase activity. The record is from RefSeq and is a predicted model, not a curated record. The coding region runs from base 1 to 612 and encodes 203 amino acids. Gene Ontology annotation, cellular component: membrane; mitochondrial inner membrane peptidase complex.